Marasmius oreades (fairy-ring Marasmius) is the source of this 6942-nucleotide messenger RNA. It is a transcript of the gene GLT1, whose product is annotated as glutamate synthase [NADH]. The transcript has 17 exons. The coding region runs from base 101 to 6541 and encodes 2146 amino acids. The record is from RefSeq and is a predicted model, not a curated record. Gene Ontology annotation, molecular function: flavin adenine dinucleotide binding; glutamate synthase (NADH) activity; iron ion binding. Lineage: Eukaryota; Fungi; Basidiomycota; Agaricomycetes; Agaricales; Marasmiaceae.
UUUUCACCUUGACCAUCUCCUACGAGUGUCUACGCCCCCCAAAAGCAUUGUACUGUGUACAAAGAUUAACUUCUUGCCUUGAUAAUCUUUUUACCUUUUCAUGGCUUGCGCUCUUAUCGACAAAUCUUCAGACUCUUUACCACUAGUUUCCGACAACGCUUCUGCAGAAAAUAUCACCAGUUUUCAUGCCGUCGAACGCGAUCCUACUUCAUGGGCAGGCUCAUUGCCAGCAAGCCAGGGUCUCUACCUCAACGAGAACGAGAAAGAUUCUUGCGGUGUCGGUUUUAUCUGUCAUGUAAAAGGUGAACCGGCCCAUAAGAUCGUCUCUGACGCACGUCAGCUUUUGUGCGCGAUGACACACAGAGGUGCGACUGGAGCAGACAGUAGAGAUGGUGAUGGUGCAGGUGUUAUGACCGCAAUACCUCACCACUUCUUUGUUCGGGAAGCAGAGCGAGAAAUAGAAUGCACUUUACCCGAUGCCGGCGAGUAUGCAGUUGGGAAUGUUUUUUUCAAAGCAGAUCCUAUUCAACUUCAGAGCCAACAAGCUAUAUUUUCGAGGAUUGCCAACGAUCUCGGCUUGCGAGUUCUCGGGUGGAGAGAGGUGCCGACUGAUGGUACAAUCCUAGGACCUGCAGCUAGUAGCAAGGAACCUACUAUCCUCCAACCUUUCGUAGUCCUCCGCGCCCAUUACGGCGACGGAAGUGUAAGUCAAGGUGGCACAUUCGAUGCCAAACACUUUGAACGUCAGCUAUACGUUCUACGAAAACAUGCCACACAUACUAUUACUCUCGCUAAGGGAUUCUACGUCUGCUCCCUUUCGACGAAGAACAUCGUGUACAAAGGCCAACUUUCACCUCCGCAAGUGUACAACUACUACCAUGAUCUGAAUCAUGUCCUUUACAAGUCUCAUUUUACCCUCGUGCACUCCCGUUUCUCGACAAACACUUUCCCCAGUUGGGAUCGAGCUCAACCCAUGCGAUGGGCAGCUCACAAUGGCGAAAUAAACACAGUUCGUGGGAACAAAAACUGGAUGCAUGCGAGAGAAGGUGUCCUUUCUUCACAGCACUUUGGAGACGAGUUGCUGGACCUUCUUUAUCCUAUCAUUGAAACUGGUGGCUCCGACUCUGCUGCUUUCGACAACGUGCUCGAAUUGCUCGUCGUCAAUGGAGUUGUUUCUCUCCCGGAGGCAGUAAUGAUGCUCAUCCCUGAGGCUUGGCAAGGUAACGAAAACAUGGAGCCUGACAAGAAAGCGUUCUAUAACUGGGCUGCAUGUCUUCAGGAGCCUUGGGAUGGCCCUGCUUUGUUCGCUUUUAGUGACGGGCGAUACUGCGGGGCCAAUCUUGACCGAAACGGCCUCAGACCGUGUCGAUUUAUUGUCACUAGCGAUGAUAUCAUGAUUUGUGCAUCCGAGGUCGGAGUACUUUAUGUUCCACCUGAGAAGGUCGUCCAGAAGGGGCGUUUGAAGCCUGGUCGUAUGCUUCUGGUCGAUACUCUUGAGGGGAGGAUAGUCGAUGACAAGGAGCUCAAACGUACCACUGCCGCCAAACAGAACUUCGCUUCCUGGAUAGAAUCUCACGUUCUUCACGUUCCUAACAUCGUGAAGCGUUCGAUUCGCGGCGGAGCCAACCUUGAGCCGGUGCUCGAUGAUUAUACCCUCAGCACCGAUCCCAAACUUGUAGCGUUCGGCUAUACUGUCGAGCAGUUGAAUUUGCUGAUCUUGCCCAUGGUUUCGGAUGGCAAGGAGGCGUUAGGGUCUAUGGGCAAUGACGCACCCCUCGCUGCGAUGGCCACUCAACCCCGACUCAUUUACGACUAUUUCCGACAGCUCUUCGCCCAGGUCACCAACCCUCCCAUUGACCCCAUCCGAGAGAGUAUCGUGAUGUCCCUUGAAGCCUACGUGGGCCCCGAGGGCAACUUGCUUGAGAUGAAACCUCAGCAGUGUCAUCGUAUCUUAUUACCCUCUCCUGUCAUUUCAAUCGAGGAAAUGAACGCCAUGAAAAAUCUCAAGCUGGCGUAUGCCGCUUGGCCCUCUAGAACCAUUGACAUCACCUUCCCCAAGGAAGAGGGUCUACCUGGUUACCAGUUAGCCCUUGAGCGAGUGUGCAGUGAGGCGACACAAGCGAUAGACGAUGGCGUCAAGGUCGUUAUCCUCUCAGAUCGUGCUACUGGACCUAAUCGCGUGCCACUCUCUGCUUUGGUCGCUUGUGGAGGUGUUCACCAUUUCCUCGUGCAACAGAAGAAGCGGGCUAAGAUUGCACUUAUGAUCGACACGGCUGAAGCGAGGGAAGUUCACCAUUUCUGUGUUCUUCUUGGCUAUGGUGCCGACGCCAUUUGCCCUUGGAUGUUGAUGGAAACGAUUCACAAAGUUGGUCGUGAGGGCUUAAUCAAGGGGGGGAAGACCGUUAGGGACCUCAUGGACAACUACCGACUUUCCGUCGACAACGGCAUCCUCAAAGUCAUGUCCAAGAUGGGUAUCUCAACAUUACAAUCAUACAAGGGUGCUCAGAUCUUUGAGAUUCUUGGUCUUCACCAGCAUGUUGUUGAAAGGUGUUUCAUCGGUUCAGCCAGUCGUGUGCAAGGCGCUACGUUUGACCUCUUGGCUAUGGAUGCUUUCGAACUGCACGAGCGUGGUUGGCCUUCUCGUGAAACUAUCAUCCCUCCCGGGAUGCCAGAAUCAGGAGAAUACCAUUGGCGAGACGGCGGAGAGGCUCAUAUCAAUGAUCCGGUCGGAAUUGCGAACCUGCAAGAUGCUGUCAGAGAAAGAAACCGGGAAGCUUAUGACGCUUAUGCGCGCAAUGCCGAUGGACAAACGCGCUCCGUUCACCUUCGUGGUCUACUAGACUUCCGAUACGAGAACGCCACACCCAUUCCUAUCGAACAAGUCGAACCGUGGAACGAAAUUGUUCGCCGUUUCGUGACAGGUGCCAUGUCGUAUGGGUCCAUUUCAAUGGAGGCCCACUCUACCCUGGCGGUCGCUAUGAAUCGUCUUGGUGGAAAGUCGAACACUGGUGAAGGUGGUGAGGACGCCGAACGGUCUCAGAUUCUAUCGAAUGGGGAUACUAUGCGGUCCGCUAUUAAACAGGUUGCGUCAGGACGAUUUGGUGUUACCUCGAACUACCUCGCGGAUGCAGAUGAACUCCAGAUCAAGAUGGCGCAAGGUGCCAAACCUGGAGAAGGUGGUGAGCUUCCGGGCCAUAAAGUUUCGGGCUCUAUCGCGAGGACUCGUCAUUCGACUGCUGGCGUCGGUCUCAUAUCUCCUCCUCCUCACCAUGAUAUCUAUUCCAUUGAAGACCUCAAACAGUUGAUAUAUGAUCUCAAGUGUGCGAACCCUCGUGCCCGUGUGUCUGUCAAGCUCGUAUCUGAAGUGGGGGUGGGCAUUGUUGCCAGUGGUGUGGCUAAAGCCAAGGCCGACCAUAUCCUCAUAUCAGGGCAUGACGGUGGCACCGGAGCUUCUCGUUGGACUGGCAUCAAAUAUGCUGGACUUCCUUGGGAACUUGGUUUGGCUGAAACACAUCAGACACUUGUCCUCAACGACCUCCGUGGACGUGUGAUUGUCCAGACUGAUGGUCAGAUUCGAACUGGUCGGGAUGUCGCUAUUGCAUGUCUACUUGGAGCAGAAGAGUGGGGGUUUGCAACUACUCCUCUCAUUGCUAUGGGUUGUAUCAUGAUGAGAAAAUGCCAUCUCAACACCUGUCCGGUCGGCAUUGCUACGCAAGAUCCUCAGCUACGUGCCAAGUUCGCCGGACAACCUGAACAGGUUAUCAACUUCUUCUAUUACCUAGCGGAAGAACUUCGUACCUACAUGGCUAAGCUCGGAUUCCGCACUAUCAAUGAGAUGGUGGGUCGAGCUGAUAUGUUAAAAGUCAACGAAAAGUUGCGGACGACAAAGACCGCUCACCUCGAUUUGUCUGCCGUGUUGAAACCAGCAUGGCAGAUGCGACCUGGUGCAGCCACUUACCGUGUACGGCAACAAGAUCACAAGCUCUAUAUCCGUCUUGACAACAAGUUCAUCGACGAGUCUGAGCCUGCGCUUACCAAGGGUUUACCUGUUCAUAUUGAAUGUGACGUCGUCAACACGGAUCGUGCGCUCGGCACGUCGUUGUCAUAUCGAGUCUCGAAAUUCUACGGAGAAGAAGGUCUUCCUCGAGAUACUAUUCAUAUUAGGAUGAGGGGCUCUGCGGGUCAGUCUUGUGGUGCUUUCCUCGCUCCUGGUAUCACCAUCGAGCUUGAAGGAGAUGCCAACGAUUAUGUUGGAAAGGGUCUCUCGGGCGGUCGUCUUAUCGUCUACCCUCCCAAGAACUCCGCUUUCAAGGCUGAGGAAAACAUCAUUAUUGGGAAUGUUUGCUUGUAUGGUGCAACCUCGGGAGAGGCCUUUAUUCGGGGAGUAGCUGCAGAGCGAUUUGCUGUCCGUAACUCUGGAGCGAAUGCGGUAGUUGAAGGGACUGGUGACCAUGGAUGCGAGUACAUGACAGGUGGGCGAGUUGUAGUCCUUGGAACAACUGGUCGUAACUUCGCUGCUGGAAUGAGUGGCGGGAUUGCUUACGUCCUCGAUACCGCUCAUACGUUUACUUCCAAGGUGAACAUGGAGAUGGUGGAACUCGGAAAAGUCACUGAUCCCCGGGAGAUUGCUGCGCUUCGGAGUCUCAUCGAGGACCAUCGGCACUUCACUAGCUCAGAAGUGGCCAACCGAGUUUUGAAUGACUUCCAUCAUCUUUUACCGUUGUUCGUACGUGUGAUGCCGCUUGAUUAUAAGAGGGUGUUGGAGGAACAGGCUGCUCGAGCGAAAGAGGAGAAACUCCGAUCUAGCGUCAUUGAUUUGAUUCCAUCUCGAACUGCCAGCCAGGUUGACCUUGCAUCCGAAGGUCUGGAGGACAUCCUACUCCCCAACCGCUCUCAACCUCAAUCGCAUGCUAUGCUAUCUAAGCGUCACGAACCUUCUGUGGUCGAUUUGGAGGAUUCCAUGGUGGACGAGUCUACUACUAAACAGCGACUUGGGAAGUUGGACAAGACUCGAGGGUUCAUGAAGUACAAGCGCCUUGCCGAAGCUUACCGACCGCCACGCAAACGAGUCAAGGACUGGAAGGAAAUUUCUACGCGAUUGACUGAGAAUGAAUUGAAAUACCAGUCUGCUCGUUGUAUGGAUUGUGGUGUUCCAUUCUGCCAAUCUGAUACAGGGUGUCCCAUCUCGAAUAUCAUUCCAAAGUGGAAUGAUUUGGUGUUUAAAGGACAGUGGAGAGAUGCGUUGAAUCGAUUGUUGUUGACGAAUAACUUCCCGGAGUUUACUGGACGUGUUUGUCCUGCUCCUUGUGAGGGAGCUUGUGUUCUUGGGAUUAACGAGCAGCCUGUUGGGAUUAAGAGUAUCGAGUGUGCUAUCAUUGAUAAAGGCUUUGAGAUGGGCUGGAUGGCUCCGAACCCACCGUCGUUCCGUACUGGGAAAACGGUGGCUGUUAUAGGUUCUGGACCGGCAGGUUUGGCAUGUGCUGACCAGCUGAAUAAGGCUGGGCAUAUAGUGACUGUCUAUGACCGCAAUGAUCGUAUGGGUGGGUUGUUGAUGUACGGGAUCCCGAAUAUGAAGCUUGACAAGGGUGUAGUUCAACGUCGACUUGAUCUUAUGACUGCGGAAGGCAUCACCUUCAUUCCCGAUGCUCAUGUUGGAGUUGAUAUUGACGUCGAGGAAAUACGCGCAGAUAAUGAUGCGUUGGUGAUAUGUACUGGCGCGACGUGGCCUCGGGAUCUUAAGAUUCCUAAUAGAGACACGGAUGGGAUUCAUUUUGCGAUGGAGUUUUUACAGUUGAACACUAAAUCGCUUUUGGACUCGGAGUUACAGAAUGAAUCGUAUAUUAGUGCUAGGGGGAAGGAUGUUAUUGUGAUUGGAGGAGGAGAUACGGGGAAUGAUUGUAUUGGGACUGCUAUGCGACAUGGUGCCAAGUCGGUGACGAACUUUGAGUUGUUGCCUAAACCUACUCAUGGGAGAGGGAGGGAUAAUCCUUGGCCGCAGUGGCCGCGGAUUUUCCGUACUGAUUAUGGACAUACGGAGGUUGCGGCGCAUUUUGGGAGUGACCCGAGAGAAUAUUGUAUUUCGACCAAAGACUUUGUCGUUGACGAAGAAGGAAAAUUGAAAGGUUUGAAUACCGUUCGUGUGGAAUGGACCAAGGAUAGUGGAGGGAAAUGGAAGAUGGAGGAAGUUCCGGGAUCGGAGAAGUUCUUUUCUGCGCAGUUGGUGUUCCUUGCACUUGGGUUUUUGGGACCGCAGAUGGAAGUGAUUCAGGCGCUUGGAGUGAAGCAAGAUGCGAGGUCGAAUGUUCAGACACCGCCUAAAAAAUACUCUACGAAUGUUGAAGGAGUGUUUGCUGCUGGUGAUUGUCGUCGUGGACAGUCGCUUAUCGUAUGGGGAAUCAACGAGGGUCGAGGAGCUGCAGCGGAAGUAGACGCGUGGUUGAGUGGUAACACGAGGUUGCCUACUGCUGGGGGUAUCAAAACGAGGACGUUUGUUCCUCCUCCUACGAAAUUGUCCCGUGGGUUGCAUGCGCAAGAGGUGUAACGGAGCGCCGAAAAGAAGGGGGGGUCAUGAUCAUAUGCAUGUAAUUUACUUUUGUAUCGAAUGUUAUUAGGAUCCCAUGGCAGAUAUCAGUGAUUUUGUGGCUAGGCUAGGUCCAGAUCAAUCGAUGAGAGAUCCAAAUAGCAGCAAAUACCAAGGAGUAUAAAAAAAGGGGGUGCAAACGAGGAAAUGAUAUCUCAUAAACUACUACUUCAUCAUCAUCAUCAUCAUGUUCACCAGUGUCCAAGUCCCCAUUGACCAUGCCAAUUGCGGCAACAGCAGCUGUACCUGCGGUGAUACCUGUGGAUGCAAGGCUGGAGAGUGCAAAUGCUAAAAUGGGUCAUACAUGAGCAUAAAGCUUCGUUGUUGUAUACAAUUUAUCAUUGGUUGGUCUUUAAUACGGC